AUGGCGCGCGUGAAGAAACCGCAGAGCUCGUACCUGUUCUUUUGCCAUGAGAGGCGCCAGCAGGUGAUGAGCGAACACCCGGGCGCCCGCAUCGGCGACAUCCAGAAGAUCAUUAGCGUGCAGUGGAAGGCGCUCACGGCCGAGGAGAAGGAGGUCUUUGUGCGGAUGGCGGCCGACGACAAGGCACGGUAUCAGCAGGAGCUACAGGACAAGGCAGAGGGCCACGAGGAGCUUUCGGGAGACGAGAAGGACGUGGACGAGCGGUGCGUGUGCCUGUUCCCACUGGGAAGAGUGCGGAAGAUCGUGCAAAGCGACUCGGACGUGGGCAAGAUCUCGAAGGACGCACUUGUUGCGAUGGCAAAGGCAGCAGAACUGUUUGCUCAAUUUCUAGGCACCAAGAGCUACGAGCAGGCGCUGUACCGGAACAAGCGGCAGAUCAAAGCGUCGGAUGUGACGCGCACGAUUCAGACGACGGCGUCGCUGGAUUGGCUGCGUCUCGACUUCCCAGACGUGAAGCCCACGCAAGCCGAUGGCAGUGCUGGGAGCAAAAAGGCAAAGACGGAUCGGGAUGAGAGCAAGAAAGCGGUGCCUGACACUGCGUCGUUCUUCCAGCCGAGGGCUGUUGGGGCGACGAUCGGAGCAGCUGCAGCAUCCGCUGAGUAG
Molecule: messenger RNA, 663 nt
Organism: Hyaloperonospora brassicae
Lineage: Eukaryota; Oomycota; Peronosporomycetes; Peronosporales; Peronosporaceae
Source: the annotation of a GenBank genome assembly